AGAGCGAAGCGACAUUGGGAACGGUAGGUAAUGGCUGCAUCAAAAUUAACCUUCAAUUUUCUUCUGCUCAAUUUCCUUGCCAGCCUUCGCAUCCCAGAAAUCUCCCUAUGUGAUCGCUCUAGACAGCCAAAAAGACAUGUUGCUAUGUUCAUAUUUGGAGAUUCAAUCUUUGAUGCUGGAAACGAUAACUAUAUCAAUCUCAGCGUUUCGGAUAGAGCAAAUUAUUGGCCAUAUGGAGAAACCUUCUUCCACUUUCCUACUGGGAGAUUCACCGAUGGCCGUCUCAUUGUUGACUUCAUCGCAACAAAGAUCGGUCAACCGUUCGUCCCCCCAUAUUUACAACCUGGUAUUAAUUUCACUAAUGGAGUAAAUUUCGCAAGUGGUGGAGCUGGUGUCUUUUAUGAAACUGAUCCUAAAGUGCAAGUGAUUAUUUACAUAUUGAGAUUCUUCGCUUUUUUUUUCAAUUGUCGGCAUUUGCAGGAAUUGUACAAUUUAGGUGCAAGGAAAUUUGCUAUUUUAAACAUAGGGCCAAGAGGUUGCCAACCAGCCGCAAGACAAAGCAAAGAACUCCGUGGUGAUGAAUGUGAUGAAGUAUCAUUAGAGAUGAUAAAGAAGCAUAACAUUGCUGCAUCUAAAGCCAUCAAGGAAUUGGAAAGCAAACUAUCAGGAUUCAAAUACUCAAUUGUAGACUUCUAUACCAUCCUUUUGGACAUGAUAAAGCACCCAAAGGAUUACGGCUUCAAGGAAUCAAGAUAUUCUUGUUGUGGCUAUGGAAUGUAUAACGCAGCACAUUGUGGAAUAAAGCCAUAUACACUAUGCAAAAAUCCAAGUGAGUAUCUAUUCUUUGAUGGAUGGCAUCCAACUGAGCAUGGUUAUCGGAUUCUGGCUGAUCUGUUUUGGAAUGGCAAACCAAGUAUCGCAGCCCCAUAUAACUUAAGACAACUAUUUGAUCUCGAAUCUACACCCAUCAUUUUAUCAGAAGAAUAUGAAGUUCCCCAUUAUGAAUAAUUUUCCUUCUGUUACUUUGUAACUUAAAUGUAUUAAGACAUUGGCAAGGUCCUCUUGCUCUUCUCUCGUAGCUAUGUCCUUAACUAGGACAGCUAUUUGUCAGCAAUGUGUUUGAUCUUAAGUGUUCUAUCCUAUUAUUAGUGGAAAUUGGAAAAUGUCUCAAAAUGAAGCAAAAUCCUUGUAUUUAUAGUCAAGCCAUUCUCCA
Molecule: messenger RNA, 1213 nt
Organism: Populus euphratica (Euphrates poplar)
Lineage: Eukaryota; Viridiplantae; Streptophyta; Magnoliopsida; Malpighiales; Salicaceae
Product: GDSL esterase/lipase 4-like
Exons: 4
Coding region: 31-1008 (325 amino acids)
Biological process (GO): lipid metabolic process
Molecular function (GO): lipase activity
Source: RefSeq, a predicted model, not a curated record